Messenger RNA from Cucurbita maxima (winter squash), 2177 nucleotides. RefSeq names its product 3-ketoacyl-CoA synthase 4-like. The transcript has a single exon. The record is from RefSeq and is a predicted model, not a curated record. Gene Ontology annotation, cellular component: membrane. Gene Ontology annotation, biological process: fatty acid biosynthetic process. Bases 171 to 1727 code for a protein of 518 amino acids. Lineage: Eukaryota; Viridiplantae; Streptophyta; Magnoliopsida; Cucurbitales; Cucurbitaceae. Gene Ontology annotation, molecular function: acyltransferase activity, transferring groups other than amino-acyl groups.
UGUCAAAAAGCCACCAGUGCUUCAAAAAAUUCCACUCUCGAUUUCUCCCUAAUUUCUCUCUCUCCGCCCUCUCAAAUUCCUUUUGCAUCGGAUUCUUCCAUUUCCGUUCUCAUUUUCACAGAUUUUUCUCUCCGUGAUUCCAGUCGCCGGAAUACCCUCCGCCCUCUGCUAUGGACCGAGGCGGCCCACCCCCUCCUGCACCCACCGUCGUCAACAGUGGCUCCGGAACUGGUGCCCUUCGGAUCCAACAUUCAAGAAGAUUGCCCGAUUUCCUUCAGAGCGUUAAUCUCAAGUACGUCAAAUUAGGGUACCACUACUUGAUUUCUAAUCUGUUAACCUUAUGUAUUGUUCCUUUAAUUGCGGUUACCUUAAUCGAGGCUUCGCAAAUGAAUCUCGAUGAUGUUCGUCAGCUUUGGAUUCAUCUCCAGUACAAUUUGGUUAGCGUCAUUAUUUGCUCCGCCGUCAUGGUUUUCGGAUUGACGGUUUAUACUAUGACUCGUCCUCGUCCUGUUUAUCUUGUUGAUUAUUCCUGUUAUCGCCCUGCUGAUGACCUUAAGGCUCCAUUUCAUCGAUUCAUGGAGCAUUCUAGGCUUACAGGGGACUUUGAUGAGUCCUCCCUCGAGUUCCAGCGCAAGAUUUUGGAGCGCUCUGGACUCGGUGAGGAAACUUACGUUCCUGAAGCUAUGCACUUCAUUCCUCCUCGCCCGUCCAUGGCCGCGGCUAGAGAGGAGGCUGAACAGGUCAUGUUUGGUGCUUUGGACAAACUGUUUGCUAAUACCUGUGUUAAACCUAAGGAUAUUGGUAUUCUCGUUGUGAAUUGCAGCUUGUUUAACCCCACGCCUUCUCUAUCUGCUAUGAUUGUUAAUAAGUAUAAAUUGAGGGGUAAUAUCAGGAGCUUCAAUUUAGGUGGAAUGGGUUGUAGUGCUGGGGUUAUAGCUGUUGAUCUUGCUAAGGAUUUGUUGCAAGUUCAUAGGAAUACUUUAGCUGUUGUUGUGAGUACUGAAAACAUUACUCAGAAUUGGUAUUUUGGGAAUAAGAAGUCUAUGUUAAUUCCUAAUUGCCUGUUUCGAGUCGGUGGUUCUGCUGUUUUACUGUCCAACAAGUCUGCUGAUAGAAGACGAGCUAAGUAUAGGCUUAUUCAUGUUGUGAGGACCCAUCGCGGAGCUGAUGAUAAGGCUUUUCGAUGUGUCUAUCAGGAGCAGGACGACAUCGGUAAAACCGGCGUGUCACUGUCCAAAGAUUUGAUGGCAAUUGCUGGAGGAGCUUUGAAAACAAACAUAACCACACUGGGUCCACUUGUGCUCCCAAUUAGUGAACAACUUUUGUUCUUUGCAACCCUGUUGUUAAAGAAGUUCUUUAAUGGAAGUAUGAAGCCAUAUAUCCCUGAUUUCAAGCUUGCAUUCGACCAUUUCUGCAUACACGCUGGUGGGCGAGCUGUGAUCGAUGAACUGGAAAAGAAUUUGCAGCUAUUGCCUCUUCAUGUCGAGGCUUCUCGUAUGACCCUUCACCGAUUUGGAAAUACUUCAUCGAGUUCGAUUUGGUAUGAAUUGUCCUACAUAGAAUCCAAAGGGAGGAUGCAUAAAGGCAACCGUGUGUGGCAGAUUGCCUUUGGAAGUGGCUUCAAAUGUAAUAGUGCAGUGUGGGAAGCUCUCAGGAAUGUGAGGCCAUCUCAAUCUAGUCCAUGGGAAGACUGCAUUGAUAACUAUCCUGUUAAGUUAGAUGCUUAAGACUGCAUUGACAUCUAUCCUGUUAAGUUAGGUUCUUAGAUCCAUAAGAAUGUUUGAAAAUCGAUUCGGGUUAUUGCUUCUUGACUAUCGUCUACCUCGUCUCCUGAUGGUUAUCCUUUAUUUGCUUAUAGUCUGCAUCUAGGAACGUUUAUUGAGUUAUGCGUCUUCUUCCAGAGUUUUCAGUUUGCAUCAGGUUGUUUAUGUCGAGAUUGCCCGCGUCGCGUAAUCUGAUGCUUGUUCGUCGAGUUAGAGAGGAGAUUCAGUCACGACCAUGAUGGUUUUCCUUCUCUUAUUGCAAAAAAACUCGCUUUUAGGAUGAAAAUUUGUUCCUGCUCCAUACUAAGAGGAUUCUGCAGUGCAAUUUGUAUCUCUGGUAAAAUUUGCUUCCCUCUAAACCAUUUGAUUGCUUUGAGCUUUAUGUUCUAACUUUUGCCUUAAAACUUUUUCUCU